GAAAGACCAAGUCCCUUUGAAAACAAAAAUCAUCCACACAGAUUGAAUUGGGAGAAUCUAAAGGUCUCUCGAUCAACGAACGAUGACGAUUAUGAAGAUGGAAGAGACGGCGGUUGUUUGGACGCUGCUCCAGUCGGAUCUCCGCCCGAUCCAAGACGUUCUCUCCGAAUUCAACUCCAAGUUCACCCGCUCUCGCUACUUCCCAGUCUGCUCCUCUCUUUCCAUCCUCUUACAGGAUCCGAUGAUACUGAGGAGUACUGAUCGUCUAAUUGCAUUUGCUAUCAUGCACCAGUGUUACUCUUCCCAUAAACCAUCUUUAAACCCGUUUAUAUCGGAAAUGAUAAAUGCUGCUUGUAAUGAGCAAGCGGAGAAGUAUGAGAGAGCUUUCCUUCUCCACCUGUUUCAGUGGAAUAGCUACAACAAUGCUAAAGAGAUUCUCAAACUGUCAGCUGCUGAUUAUAUCAAAACGUUUGAUCCUUCAACUAAUGAAUUUCCCGAGCUAGGAGAGCUGCAACGAGAGUAUGGCAACAAAGCUGAUGGACCAUCUAGUCACAUGUUUGCAGACUAUGCUCUCAAAAAGCUAUUGCAUGAUCCUGAUGUUCCUCGUGGGUGCGAUCCUAACUCUCCAGAGUUUGAUGUCCAAGUCCAACCUGGAGGGAUUUCUAAAAUUGGAUCAGGUGAUAGAAACGAAGCCGUAUCUGGAAUAUUGGGAAGUUUGACUAUGGGGGGAUUAGCUCCUAGGUGGAUCCGUCCUUGUCCUCCGAGGUACCCAGUUCAUCAGAGCGAGUUGCUUUGGAUUGAUCCUGAUAACAAGCAUGAGCUUGUCUGGGAUGAUAAAAUGUGUGCUGACACUAGCAGAGGCGCAACAGUUAGAGACUUGCUUAUUAAGGGUUUAAAGGUGACACUUUCACCUACAGAGCAAGAGGACAUCACUACGGCAUUAGCAAAUGACCCAAAACUUGUCUAUCACUGUGGAAUAACUCCACGGAAGCUGCCGCAAUUAGUAGAGCACAAUCCUCAAAUAGCAGUUGAGAUUCUCACCAAGUUGAUUAACUCUCCUGAGAUUGUUGACUAUUUCACAGCUCUUGUAAGUAUGGAGAUGAGCCUGCACUCGAUGGAAGUUGUAAACAGGCUCACAACUGCAGUUGAGCUUCCCAAGGAAUUUAUACGCAUGUUCAUCACUAAUUGCAUAUCGUCUUGUGAGAACGCCAAGCAGCAAGACAAAUACAUGCAGAAUAGGCUUGUAAGGCUUGUUUGCGUCUUCUUGCAGAGUUUAAUUCGUAACAAGAUCAUCGACGUGAAGGAUCUAUUCAUAGAGGUUCAAGCUUUCUGCAUUGACUUUUCGCGGGUUCGAGAAGCAGCUGGUCUCUUCAGGCUCUUGAAAACAUUGGAAUGAAUAAUUGACUCUCUUUUCUUCUUUUUUCCUUUCUCAACAAUCUUCGUCUCCUUUUUCAUUCUAUUUUCCCUGAGUUCUUUUGUAUCCAAUCAAAGACAGCUCUAGUAUUUUUAGAUUCCUUAAUUUAUAUAUGUAUGUUGACAAAAGAUUUUGGGUUAGACUGUAAUGUCUUAGGAGACUGGCAUUCACAUUC
Messenger RNA from Brassica oleracea var. oleracea, 1589 nucleotides. RefSeq names its product CCR4-NOT transcription complex subunit 11. The record is from RefSeq and is a predicted model, not a curated record. Lineage: Eukaryota; Viridiplantae; Streptophyta; Magnoliopsida; Brassicales; Brassicaceae. Gene Ontology annotation, cellular component: CCR4-NOT complex. Gene Ontology annotation, biological process: mRNA catabolic process; negative regulation of translation. The transcript is spliced from 12 exons. Bases 83 to 1396 code for a protein of 437 amino acids.